AUGGCUCAGAUGGAUGAGGAGGCGGCGGCGAAGGCGGCGGCGGAGGCGGCGGUGGAGGAGGCGGCGGCGGCGGCGGCAGAGGAGGAGGCGGAGGCGGCGGCGGCGGCAGAGGAGGCGGCGGAGGCGGCGGCGGAGGCGGAGGCAGCGGAGGCGGCGGAGGCGGAGGCGGAGGCGGAGGCGGAGGCGGAGGCGGCGCGAAAGGCGGAGGCGGAGGCCGAGGCGGCUGCGGCGACGGCUGCAGCGGCAGCAGGAGAGGUGGAGCAGCGGGCGGCGGCAGCCCUCUGCUGUGCUGGGGAUGAGGCUUCAGGCGGCGGCGGCGGCGGCGGGGAGGCGGCUGGCGGCGGCAUGGCUGGUGCGGAGGGAAUGGCUGAGCAGGAGGAGGAGGCAGCCGAGCCAGCAGCGCCGCCCUUGCAGAGGGAGGCGGAGGGCUUGCGCUUGCACCUCUCUAGCAGCAGCAGCACCGGCUACCAGAGUGUUUACAAGCUGCCCUCUGGCCGCUUCGCCCUCUCGCCCUCUGGCCCUCUCGCCGCGCAGAGCCCGCGGCUCUUUCUUGGCUCCUUCGGCACAGCGGUGGAGGCAGCUGCGGCUUACGCGAGGGCGGUCGGCGAGCCACCGGCGGCGUCAGAGUUUGAGGGCGUGCGCUUGCACCUCUCCAGCAGCAGCAGCACCGGCUACGAGGGCGUGCACAGGCACGCCUCUGGCAAAUUCGUGGCGACUCGGUACGACCACUGA
Molecule: messenger RNA, 732 nt
Organism: Emiliania huxleyi CCMP1516
Lineage: Eukaryota; Haptophyta; Isochrysidales; Noelaerhabdaceae
Exons: 1
Coding region: 1-732 (243 amino acids)
Biological process (GO): regulation of DNA-templated transcription
Molecular function (GO): DNA-binding transcription factor activity
Source: RefSeq, a predicted model, not a curated record